AUUUUCUGGACAACCCCUCAUUUCUCAUCACUCCUCUCUUUCAUCUCUAUUUCUUCUACUCAAACAUUCAGUUAGUUUCAAUACAUCAUGUCCGCUCCGUUCGCCAAGUUUCCCUCGUCGGCGAGGAUUUCGCCUAAUCCCUUCACUGUCUUCAUCCCGGAUGAGCAGUUGGACGACUUGAAAACCCUCAUCCGACUGUCCAAGAUUGCUCCUCCCACCUAUGAGAGCCUGCAAUCGGAUGGCCGAUUUGGCAUCACUUCCGAAUGGCUGACAUCUAUGCGAGAGAAAUGGCUCUCGGAGUUUGACUGGCGACCAUUUGAAGCUCGACUGAACUCUAUCCCUCAGUUUACUACAGAGAUCGAGGGUCUCACGAUUCACUUUGCUGCUCUAUUUUCCCAGAGAGAGGAUGCUGUACCCAUCGCAUUGCUCCAUGGUUGGCCCGGCAGCUUCGUUGAGUUCUACCCAAUCCUGCAGCUAUUCCGGGAGGAGUACACCCCUGAGACUCUGCCAUUCCAUCUGAUCGUUCCGUCCCUUCCUGGGUAUACCUUUUCAUCUGGUCCCCCGCUGGACAAGGACUACGGCUUGAUGGACAACGCCCGGGUCGUAGACCAGUUGAUGAAGGACCUCGGGUUCGGAAGUGGUUAUAUUAUUCAAGGUGGCGAUAUUGGGAGCUUCGUUGGACGACUGUUGGGCGUUGGUUUCGACGCCUGCAAAGCGGUUCAUUUGAACCUGUGCGCAAUGAAGGCUCCCCCUGAAGGCCCGUCAAUCGAGAGCCUGUCUGCAGCGGAGAAGGAGGGAGUUGCGCGAAUGGAGAAAUUCAUGACUGAUGGCCUAGCUUAUGCCCUGGAGCACAGUACUCGGCCCAGUACUAUUGGCCAUGUGCUGUCCAGCAGUCCGAUCGCAUUACUUGCCUGGAUUGGUGAGAAAUAUCUCCAAUGGGUGGACAAGCCCCUCCCUUCUGAGACUAUCCUCGAGAUGGUGAGCCUGUAUUGGCUGACGGAAAGUUUUCCGCGGGCAAUUCAUACCUACCGGGAGACUACCCCUACUGCCUCCGCUCCCAAUGGAGCGACGAUACUGCAGAACGAAUUAUAUAUUCACAAGCCAUUUGGAUUCUCGUUCUUCCCCAAGGACCUUUGCCCUGUGCCUCGAAGCUGGAUUGCUACAACAGGAAAUCUAGUAUUCUUCCAAGAUCAUGCAGAGGGAGGACACUUUGCCGCAUUGGAGCGUCCACGCGAGCUGAAGGCCGACCUGACAGCAUUUGUCGAGCAGGUGUGGCAGAAGUAGGCAUACAGUAUUUAGUAACUAGCAGAUAAUUGUAAAUUGUUGAUUCACC
This is a messenger RNA of Aspergillus vadensis CBS 113365, 1333 nucleotides long. RefSeq names its product epoxide hydrolase family protein. Lineage: Eukaryota; Fungi; Ascomycota; Eurotiomycetes; Eurotiales; Aspergillaceae. Bases 88 to 1284 code for a protein of 398 amino acids. The transcript has 8 exons. Gene Ontology annotation, molecular function: epoxide hydrolase activity. Gene Ontology annotation, biological process: epoxide metabolic process. The record is from RefSeq and is a predicted model, not a curated record.